Messenger RNA from Chelmon rostratus (copperband butterflyfish), 2388 nucleotides. RefSeq names its product protocadherin alpha-3-like. Gene Ontology annotation, cellular component: plasma membrane. The transcript has a single exon. Gene Ontology annotation, molecular function: calcium ion binding. The record is from RefSeq and is a predicted model, not a curated record. Gene Ontology annotation, biological process: homophilic cell-cell adhesion. Bases 1 to 2388 code for a protein of 795 amino acids. NCBI's taxonomy places the organism in Eukaryota, Metazoa, Chordata, Actinopteri, Chaetodontiformes, Chaetodontidae.
AUGGCGAGAACGGAGAUGAAAGGACAAUGGCUGGAUGUGUGGAUUUCUUUUUGUCUGGCUCUGUUGAUUGUGACUCGCUUGGAAGGAAUCUCUGCUCAAAUACGGUAUUCCAUCCAGGAGGAACUAAAAUUAGGCACGGCCGUUGGAAAUAUAGCCAAAGACCUUGGAUUAGAUCUUGGGGGACUGGCGGACAGGAAUCUUCGCGUCGUGUCAGGGACAAAGCAGGAUCUGUUCAAGGUAAAUCCCAGAAAUGGUGUUUUGUCGGUGAACCAGAGAGUAGACAGGGAGGAGCUGUGUGCCAAAACGGUUCCAUGCAUCACAAGUCUGAAAGCAGUUGUGGAAAAUCCUCUAGAGAUGCACCAAGUAAUAGUUGAGAUUCUAGAUGUAAACGACAAUUCGCCGAAGUUUCCUGAAGAAAACUACACAUUAGAGGUGCUGGAGUCCGCCAUAGUUGGCUCUCGAUUUCAGAUGGAAGGAGCACACGACUUGGACGUUGGAUUGAAUUCCUUACAAUCAUACAAGCUAAACCAUAACCAGUAUUUUCGGCUGGCAACUGAAGAAUUUGGCGAGGAUGGAAAGGUUCCGUUCCUAAUAUCACAGCAACCUUUAGAUAGAGAACGCGUCGCACAACACUGGUUAUUAUUAACAGCCACAGAUGGGGGUAAACCAUCAAAAUCUGGUACUGUUAAUAUCACUGUUAUUGUAUCAGACAUUAAUGACAACUCACCAGUGUGUGAUAAACAGAAAUACACCGUAACAAUAAAGGAAAACGCACCUGUAGGAACAUUUCUGCUGACAGUAAAUGCAACUGACUCGGACGAGGGGGUGAACGGUGAGAUCGAAUAUUCGCUACGGAGUAAAGUCAGAGGACUCUCAUCUGAGCCCUUUGAUUUGAACAGCAGAAGUGGCAAACUAACGGUGAAGGGGCGUCUUGAUUACGAGGAAAAACAAGUCUAUGAGCUGAAGGUACUGGCUGCGGAUAAAGGCGCCGUGCCUCUCUCCACACACUGCAAUGUUGUUGUUAGAGUGGGAGACGUGAACGACAACCCACCCGAAAUAGACAUCACAUCCCUUUCAAGUCGCAUUCCGGAGGAUGCACCUCCUGGCACGGUGGUGGCGUUGAUGGGCGUGACGGACCUUGACUCGGGUGUGAACGGACAAGUGGUGUGCAGUGUGUCCGGUCAUUUACCUUUUGACUUAAAGCCAUCCCCUGACGGACAGUCAUACUCUUUGGUCACAAAAGACUACCUGGAUAAAGAAACAAUGCAUAUGUAUGAUAUUACAAUAACAGCGAAGGAUUUAGGGAGCCCUGCACUUUCAUCCACAAAGGUGAUACAGGUAGAUGUGCUAGAUGUUAAUGAUAACAGUCCGCUAUUCACUGAGCGUCCAUAUACCUUUUAUGUGCCUGAAAACAACAAGGCUGGAAUGUCAAUUUUUUCAGUGAGCGCGACGGACAACGAUGGAGGUGAAAAUGCAGCAGUCACAUAUUCACUGAACCGGAAGAGUCCGGGGCACAGCGUAACCUCAUUUUUAAAUAUAAAUGAAGCCAAUGGUACAAUAUCCGCACUGAAAAGUUUCGACUUUGAAACAGUGAAAACUUUCCAGUUCCAAGUUGUUGCCACAGAUUCUGGAACUCCGUCACUGAGCAGCAACGUCACAGUGAACGUGUUCAUUCUGGAUCAGAACGACAACGCUCCAGUCAUCCUGUAUCCACUCAGCUCCAACGGCUCUGCUGAAGGGGUGGAGGAGAUUCCCCGCAAUGUCAACGCAGGACACUUGGUGAGCAAAGUCAGAGCCUAUGACGCUGAUAUAGGAUAUAACGGCUGGCUGCUGUUCUCACUGCAGGAAGUCACUGACCACAGUCUCUUUGGUUUGGACCGCUAUACAGGACAGAUCAGAACACUUCGCUCAUUCACAGAGACAGACGAGGCUGAGCAUAAACUGCUCAUACUGGUCAAAGACAAUGGCAACGUUUCACUCUCAGCAACAGCUACUGUCAUUGUCAAAGUCGUGGAGCCCAAAGAGGCUUUUGCAGCUUCUGAUGUGAAAAGUGCAGCAAAGGAUGAGGAGGGGAAUGAUGUGACUUUUUAUCUGAUGAUCACUUUGGGCUCAGUUUCAGUGCUUUUUAUCAUCAGUAUCAUCGUGCUGAUUGCAAUGCAGUGCUCCAAAUCCACAGACUAUACUUCUAAAUAUCUACAAGAGACUAAUUAUGAUGGGACACUGUGUCACAGCAUCCAGUACAGAUCAGGAGACAAACGGUACAUGUUAGUUGGACCAAGGAUGAGUAUUGGAUCUACUAUAGCGCCUGUCAGCCAUGCGAAUACACUCGUGCUUCCUGACAGGAGACGCCCAUCAGGAGAGGUAAGUCCAUGGAUCGACUUUAAUUAA